Molecule: messenger RNA, 9926 nt
Organism: Cyanistes caeruleus (blue tit)
Lineage: Eukaryota; Metazoa; Chordata; Aves; Passeriformes; Paridae
Source: RefSeq, a predicted model, not a curated record
GGGGCCGUGAGGGGCGCGGGGGAAGCGGCUGCCGGCGCCUCCGCUUCGCCGAACACACAAAGGAAGCGAACCCCCAGUUUUAAACCUGAAGUAAACAGGAGAAAAACUGGCAAUGCCUUCUGAUGGGGCAGAAUAUACCAUUGGGGGGGUGAAGAUCCUCUUCCCCUGCAAGGCUUACCCCUCCCAGCUUGCUAUGAUGAAUGCUAUUGUUAAAGGCUUGAAUAACAGGCAGCACUGUUUGCUGGAGAGCCCCACAGGAAGUGGCAAAAGCUUGGCAUUACUUUGUUCUGCAUUAUCAUGGCAGCAGGCUUUGUAUGAAAAAUCCGUGCCAACCUCAUCGAGUGACAAGGAGGACAGGAAAGCAGAGCCCUCCCCACCAUGUCACUGCAAGUGUCACUCCCAGCCCAAGAGCAACGAGGCUGCAAUGAGUGUGACUCACAGUGCUCCUUGUUCUGCCAAUUAUCCUGACACAGGAACUUCCAGAAAGCCUGGAAGCUCGCUGACAAACACAGAAUGCAAGGAAAAUGAAACACUGGCUUCAAAACUGUCUGCCAAAAAAAAGUUAUCCCUUCAUGACAGUGAGAACGAUGAUUUUCAAGUAGACAGGAAAAGGAUUCGUCCUUUAGAAACAGAACAGCAGCAGGUUAGAAAACGUCACUGCUUUGCAAAAGGAGUCCAGUUUGUUGAUGCUUUAGAAGUUUAUAAUCAGAGAAAAAAUGGAGAGCUGACUGUUCACUCUGAAAAAAGCAUGAAAACCACUACUUUUUCUCCCCAAACACCUCCUGGCCCUUGCACUGAGUGUUCCUGUUCUUCUGGAAAAGAACCUGAUAAAGAUCCCAGUCACACAAAGAAGAAAGAAAAUGGAGAUCGGUUGUGUGUUCCCAAGAUUUUUUUUGGGACACGAACACACAAGCAAAUUACCCAGAUCAGCAGGGAGCUGAAGAGGACAGCGUAUUCCUGUGCCCCCAUGACAAUCCUUUCCAGCAGGGAUUAUACCUGUAUUCAUCCAGUGGUGUCCAACAGUAGUAACAGGAAUGAAAUGUGUGUAGAAUUGCUGGAAGGAAAACAUGGCAGGUCCUGCUCUUAUUACCACGGUGUUCACAAGCUCAGUGAGCACCAUGCCCUGCAGCCUGCCAGUGUGUACCAGGCUUGGGACAUUGAAGACCUGGUGAGCCUGGGCAGGAAGCUUCGUGCCUGUCCCUAUUUUGCAGCCCGAGAGCUCAUGGUGGGGGCAGACAUUGUGUUCUGUCCUUACAAUUAUCUCCUGGACCCACAGAUCCGGGACAGUAUGGACAUUAAGCUAAAAGACCAAGUAGUCAUUUUGGAUGAAGCCCACAACAUUGAGGACUGUGCUCGGGAGUCUGUGAGCUACGGGGUUACCGAGAGCCAGCUCCGGGCUGCCCGAGAGGAGCUCGAUUUCAUGGUCAACAACAACAUCAGGCAGAAGCAUCAUGAGCCCCUCCGAGCUGUGUGCUGCUCCUUGAUAAACUGGUUGCAGGAAAGCUCUGGGCAGCUGGUGGAGAGAGCCUAUGAAACUGCCUGUAAAGUGUGGAGUGGCAAAGAAAUGCUCAACUUUUUGCACCAAAUGGGAAUAACUGGGAUUACUUUUCCCAUUUUACAGAAACAUCUUGUUGCUGUCCUGGAAAAAGAAGAAAAAGUGUCAAUGCAUGGGAGAGAGGAACUUAUUGGGGUGCCAGUUGUGAGCCCUGCAACACAGAUCGUGCUCAAAGGCCUGUUCAUGGUCUUUUCCUGUCUCUUUAAAGAGAACAGCAGGUUUGCAGAUGAUUACAAGAUUGCUCUACAGCAGACUUACACCUGGUUGACUGAAAACCAACGUGAUGAUGCAGAUUCAAGUUCCUUCUUCACGAGGCCCAAGCACAAAAAGAGUUCAAGGCAGAAAACCCUUGUCCACAUGCUAAAUUUUUGGUGCUUGAACCCUGCUGUGGCUUUCUCUGAGUUAAAUGAAGUUAGAACAAUUGUUCUGACAUCAGGCACACUCUCUCCCAUGGAUUCCUUUUCCUCAGAGCUUGGUGUGAAGUUUUCCAUUCAGCUGGAGGCAAAUCAUGUUAUCCGGAAUUCCCAGGUUUGGGUCGGCACGGUCGGAACGGGCCCCAAUGGGCGGAAGUUGUGCGCAACGUUCCAGCACACAGAGACCUUCGAGUUCCAGGAUGAGGUGGGAGCACUGCUGCUUUCAGUCUGUCAGACAAUUGGCCAAGGAAUUUUGUGCUUUUUGCCAUCCUAUAAGAUGCUGGACAAGUUAAAGGAUCGUUGGAUGCACACUGGCUUGUGGAGAAAGUUGGAGGAUGUUAAAACAGUCAUUGCAGAGCCCCAGGGAGGGGCCAAGAGUGACUUUGAUGAGUUGCUGAAAAUCUACUAUGAUGCAAUCAAAUGUAAAGGAGAGAAAGAUGGAGCUCUCCUGGUAGCUGUGUGCAGAGGGAAGGUCAGUGAGGGGCUGGAUUUCUGUGAUGAGAACGCCAGGGCAGUCGUGACCAUCGGAAUCCCCUUUCCAAACGUGAAGGACCUUCAGGUUGAAUUAAAGAGGAAAUACAAUGACCAGCACAAAAGUACAAGAGGCCUUUUAUCAGGAAGUCAGUGGUAUGAAAUUCAAGCUUACAGAGCUCUCAACCAAGCCCUGGGAAGGUGUAUAAGGCACAGGAAUGACUGGGGGGCUCUAAUUUUAGUUGACGACCGCUUCAGGAAUAACCCAAAUAAAUACAUAACUGGAUUAUCCAAGUGGAUCCGGCAGCGGAUCCAGCACCACGGCAGUUUCGGCAGCGCUCUGGAAUCCCUGCACGCCUUCGCCCUCAGGAACCAGAGGGGUGGGGAUCCCUCCUCAGAGCACAGCACUGAAUUCCCUGCACAUUCCAGGGACCUCUCACAAGGCUCUCAACAAGAGGCCACCCUUCCUCUGUCCCCAGAUGUUCCUGCUAAAAGUCAGGAGGAAAAUUUGGGCUCAGUUCAUUUUACUGCAACCAUCAGCUCAGUUCAUCCCACAGCAUGGGAUCAGCCAAGUGACAGCAUGGCAGCAGUGAAACAAAGUGACCAGGAAGUGGAUGUAGAGAGCCAUUCUCACCAUGAAAAACAGAGAAGGAAACAUAUGGACAACACCCCCAAAAUUCCAGCAAUUAAAAUAGAGACAGAAAAAAUGAAUGGUUGGACCAAUGCUGAUACUGUGGGAGAGAAUUGCUGCUCUGAACCACUGACUUCAACUCCUGUAGCCAAAAACUGCAGGGCCACAACAAGCAGCAGACAGGAGCAUGUGAAUGGGCCUAGUGACAUUAUUGAUCAUUUAAAUCAAUGCCAAUCAUCAUCAAUUGCAGAACAUCAACCAAGUGGACCAGAAUCAUGUUUGGACACAACUCAUUUUUCAGUUAAAAAUGCUGAGACUUCAGGUGUUGAGGGACAUCCUGGUAAGCUCCAGCUUCCAGCUGAGCCCUGCAGGGAGUUUCCUUCAGCAGCAGGGAGAGCUGAGCCUUCAGCAUUAAAUGUGGAUGAGGAUGAGGAUGAAAGCAUUUACUUCACCCCAGAGCUCUAUGAUGAUGCAGAUCCAGAGAAACAGGGAACUGAAGCCCCACUUCCAGCCUGUUGUACCACUGGGAAUUGGGUGGAAUAUGGGAACUCCACAGUCCCUGCUGAUCUUUUUGCUACCAACACCUCAGAAACACAGAAUGUGACUGACAAAGCUGAGGCUGGCAGAAGUCCCCAUGGAAUUAUGGAAAAUGUGAGGAGCAGGGACAGUGUAGUUGAUGAUGUAGAGGUGGCAGCUGCAGCAGGAGCAGAGCAGGGAGGAUCUCAGGAGAUGGACACCCCUAAAAGGAAAAUCAGCCUUUCCAGAUCCCGAAAUAAAGGGUUGAAAGUUCGGAGGAGAUGCAGCAGAAGGAAAGCUGCCUUUAGGCAAAGCGGCUCCUCCCGAGAGAGAAAGAAGGAAACACACAACCAGCCUUGCAGGAAAGGACUUUAUUGUGUUGUCUGUGGAGCUGAAAUCCUGCCCAAAGCACAGGGAAUUUUGAGAAAAGCUAACUACAGUAAUAGUGAGCUGCAAAUAAUCUGGAAACUCUUCAGAAAUGCCAAUAUAAGACGUAAAGAAUCCAUUAAUAAUUGUAAGUGUAAACUAGAGGCCAUUUCAGAAGAUGAUAAUGUGAUGUUGGUCAUCUCAGAUGCUGCAAGUCUUGGUCACCUUAAAGAAACUCUGAAGGUUUAUCAGAUGCCAAUGAAAGACCUCACUGGCAGUCUAUCUUUAAAUGCAAUUUGGAAUGAGAAGGAAUCUUCUCUGACAAGUUACUUGCAGUGCAGGAGCUGUGUCCUUCAGUCCAUUUCUCCAAGCCCUUUGAUAGGAGCUGAGGUUACUCAUUUCAGUAAUAAAGUGCAGUCAUGGGUAAGUCAGAUCAGUUUAUUUUGUAUAAGAAAAUGAUCAUGGAAUGGUUUGUACAGGAAAUAUUAAAAUACUGUUUUUGUAAAAGGGAGAAUGGAUAUUCAUCUAGAUAAUUUCAUAUGAUUUAUCUGAUUUCUACCACACAGAUUUAAAAUUAUAGUUAAGAACUGAGUUCAGGUCACUGAAUGUAUUUGUCUAUACCUAAUUUGUUGCAAUGUCUGUAGUAUUACAUCUGAAAAGGAAUAGGGAAAUAGCAGCCAUCCAUGUCUUUCAUGAAAGGAAAACCAGAACAAAACAUAUUUACACAAGUGCUGUAGACUUGAAUUUUCAAACAUGUAGUUUUAUGUUAGUUUUGGCACUAAAAAAAAGAAGUUAAUCAGCCCCUGAAGGAUGAACAUGGACACGGUUUAAUGGAGUCAACAGGAAGAAAUUUAUUUAUAGGUAUUGUAUUUCAGUGUGAGCAAACUGAAUUCUCAAUAGGACCCUUUGAAAUUUGGAUGACAAAACUCUGUAUUUUUCUCUUAAAAGUGGAGGGUGAGGCUCCAUCCUGAGUGAUCUGUGCAGGUAAGCCCAGGACACCUCUGCCUUCCCUGCAUUUUCCUUCAUUUAUUCCAAGAUAUAAAUACAGUUGGAUUUAAUGAGAGAUUUUUGAGACUGAAUCUUUGCCAAAAGCCGAAUAUGAUCCUCAUGUUUUGGCCUGUGUGUGUCAUUAUCAGCUGCCCAAGCUGUUUGAAAUGCAGAGUGUGACAGUGUGGUGAUGGGACAAGGUUUGUGAAACAUUAUUUGCCAUGAAUUUUGGGAUUUCAAAUGCCACCACGAAGAUUUCAUGGCAUUUCUAGCAUCAUUCAUUUUGUAUCAAACAUAAUGAAAUGUUGCACUGAGGGAAUUUAUAGUGGCAGAAUAUGAAAUAAGGGGAUCCUCGGACGUAGAAUGAAUUGAUUUUUUAUCUUCUGAACUUUUUGUGGCUCUUCCAUCCCAUCAGCUCUAAAUGUGGGAUCAACUGGGUUUAGUUUAAAAAUGUAAAACAAACCAGUGUUUUCUUCUCAGCCCACCUGCAGAUUGAACUUCUGGGUAUUUUUAGCUAAAAAUACUCUGUUAACUCCUGCAGAUUUGCUGAAUGAGUUUCUUCAUUCCCAUUCUUCCCUGUUACUCUUUCUCUACCCACUAGAAAGGAACCUCAGAACCUUGUAGACCUCCAAGAGGCAAAACCUCCCCACUUCUGGCUUUGGGGAGUCAUUGUGAGAGCUCGUGGCUUUGGGAGAAACACUUCUAAUCUCUUAAUGUAUGGCUUUGUUAAAGGAGAAGCUUGGGGGGAAAAAAUAUCCCAUCAUGUUCCACAGAGCUGGGAAACCAUUGUCCAUCUCUGCUUUGGAUCUAACCAUGUCUUAGGGGUAGAUUAAUGUGCCAGGUGACUUGAGUGUGGGAUUUGAGGGGGUGAGGAAAGGAAACCACUAUCUUUUAUUUUUUUUUAUUUUUUACUUUGUGUGUGAAAAUAAAGAUAUUUAUUUACAAAGGUAGGAUGGACUGAGGAUGAAUGAUGCUAGAGGUAAAUACAGCUUUAAUUUUAUCACCUCCUUGCUUUAAAUCCACUGGCUGUUGUUGUCUUGUAAUUGGGAAUAUAUUCAUGUAAAUGAAGGCACACAGAAUGAGUCCAAGGAGUUGAAAAUGAUGAUUUAUGAUGUGCUAUCAUUCACCAGAGCAAACACAGAUGCAUUAAAGUGAAGAAGCUGUGAUUCAGUCAGUCUUAGCUCCCAGUUCUAUACUCUUGAAUCCAAGCUCCUGCUGUUCCUGAGCAAUAUAUUUGUGGAGAUAAAAUCAACAUUAUAGUUCCUACUGCUGCCCACCCUGUGGUAAAUCAUGUUCAUUGUCAUGAGGUAUCGUGUGUCAUCUUAAAUUGCUUCGUGUCAUGUGCUGACUAUAAAUCAAGUACAGUUGGUUCUGGAAGGCAAGGAAUUGUUCAUUUAAUAGAAAUCACAUUGCUCCAGCAAAGCAAGCUGAAAAUGGAAUCCCUGGAUUUAAGAGCUGUUAUUUACUCCUAGAUUUAGUCACUCUUUAAAGAGGCAACGCUGUAUUUUCAUGACUUUAAUUUAAGGUGGGAUUAACAAAUUGCAUCAUGUACAUUUUUUUAAUCUCCUUUUCUAUCAAUUAUUUCUAUUGAAAAUUAGAUUUUUAAAUUUACUGCAGCAUUUUUACAAAUUCAAUUGCAUCCUGUGUUCCCCAUUGACCUAGAAACCUCCAUUAACAUGAAAUCAGUGGCAUAUAAAUUACUAUUAUUUUUUUUUUGUAUUGCUUAAAACACACUAAGUAAUUGUAUAUUCCUUUUGGGAAAUAGAAUUGUGUUUGUGAAAUGGAAUAGAAAGGCAGUACUUUGGAAUUAGAAUAUUUUGGUAGCACAAAUGUAGGGGUGCUUUAAGAUGUAGCUUAGCUAAUGUACUAAAUCAUCCUUCAUAUGUUAAAAGGCGAACGAAACCCACAAUUAAAAUUUUAAACUUAUUAAGGAGUUGUUGCUAUCACUGAUUAGACAGUCAGCUGUUGAGACAGUAGCUUUUAUAUAACAGGAUAUUGUUUUGUUCAUCACGUUACCACAUUUGGCAAACUUUUAUCUUAAUGCGCCUAUCGGGAAUUCCAGUCUGACCUCAAUCUGAGUAAAGCCUCAGAGGGGCCGGAGCGGAGCUGGCGGGAGGUGCCAGGGCCCUGCUCCCAGACUGUAUAUUUGUUAUCACAUGUUAAUCAGAUUCAUCAUUCUGUUUAAUAAAGAUUUCAGCUGCCACGCGAAUGCAUAAUCGGCUAUGUCUGAGUGCCCGUCUUUUGUCUCGAGCAGAUUGCUCAAACUGUAUUAAGCAUCAUUAGACAAAAAUGACGACCUUAUUAAUUUGUCCUUUCUGUGUUUUCCAGCAGAUUGGGCCUCAUUAUUAUGCAAACACAGUACACAGAGCGGCACCAGAAGUAGCUCAUUAAUGUUUCUUUCCCCUCAGUACGUAACAGAUUAUUAUUGUGAAGUGUGCAUGAAAUAAUUGCUAAUUAUGUGCCUUAAAUUGUACAGUGAUUGUCUGUCUCAGGGUUUUUCACCAGGUUUAAGAGCACUGUGGAAGGCCAUCAGAAGCUACAGGUUAACAGUGCUGAAGCGAGUAAAGGGGAAGGGAAUCGCAAAACAUGCAUUUUAUCACACAUUUUCCUGUCUGGAAGGAGUAAUUAGGACAGCUCUGGAUUGCUUUGUAGUUACCUCUCACUCUGCUGCUUAUUGUAAAAGAAAUGACUCCCAGCUGGCAAAUAAUUUAAUAGAUCUGUCUGCCCGUGAGUAGAUGCAGGGGAGUUUGAACUGUGGGCUUUUGGUCAAAAUCCAGUGGAUUCUGCAGUGGUAAAGCUGGAGUUGGUGCAGAUCCCUCAUUUACACACCACUAAAAUCUGGAUUUCCAAACUCCGCUCUUUCCACCAUACAUUUUCCCAGGUUCUCCAUUCAGUGUAAUUCUCCUUAAAAUUUGUAAGCGUUACAGAAAUGGCACGGCAGGAUUUGGCAUGGGUCUGGAGUUUGACAACUUUGUGCUGAGUGUGUAAUUGGUUUAAGCUGGGAGUGCCUCGCACUGAUCCAUGGCACAGCUCCUGUAAUCUGCCUGCCACCGUAGCUGAUAAGACUUGGCCACAACCGAAGUUUUUGCAGCGCUCGAAAUAAAAUCCUGAUCCAUUAAGGGUUUGCAUGGAUUUAGGUUUUAUAAUCUGGUUUAGAAAUUGUGAGUGGUCAGGUCUUGGAUCCAGGCUUUGUUGUCGAAAAGAUGCCAUGAAAACCAUGACAUCAGCUUGGGUUUUCCUAACGUUGCUUUGUUGUCAGUCUAAAUUAAAUGAAAGAGUGGCUAUUUCUGAAGCAAAGUGUUUCUGGCAAUUAUUUAUUGUAUAUGAGCACUGAAACAGGUAUCUUGGAGGGGUAGGAGGAGAAUACCAUUCAUCAGACAUUACUUACAUUAAAUAAUUUUGGUGUCUGACUGCAUUUGGUUGAUGUUACAUAGCUGCUUAUGUCAGCUGAUACCACCAAAUGUGGUGGUGGCUGCAUACAAUUUAAAUUAAAAGAAAUGGAGUAUGUCAGCUGUAAAAUAUUCUUUAAACAUUUCACAUAGAUCAUUACUGAGAAUUUCUGAAGCACAGACCUAUAUUACACUCCAAAAAAAUUAAAACAAAAUUGUCCGUGGAAACCAGAUCCUCUUUACUGCACUGUUCGUUGUUGGGCACAUGGAUAUUGACUUGAUAAAUCACUUGACAGACAAAAAUUGAAAAUAGUUGCAGAAAUAAGUAUUUACUUGCAUUAUUUGAAAUGAAUAUAUUGCUAGGCUCAGCUGUAUUAUUAAUGUAGAAGUUCUGCAACCAUGAUCAUCAUUUUCUUUCCAGUGAUGUUUGUCUGUAAUCCAACAGCAGUGCAUAUAAACUCCUCUCUAAAGCAGCACUCACAAGCAUUGCAGCCAGUUGUCAAAUCAGGCUGCAAAGGACUCAUGUCCAUAGUGGUUUGACACUGAAAUUGUCACAUUUCCUUUGGACAAUUUUCCUUUUCCUUCACAAUUUUUAUUAUCCUGUUCUUUUUCUGCUCUGCAUUUUGUCUUUCUCUUGAAAGACAAAAUCUUGUCUACUUUAACUGAUCUGUUUAGUUAGUAAUUUUAAUUAAUUAAUUGAAAUAGAACUAUUUAUUUCAGUGUGAGAUUGCACUUCAUAUGAAAGGCUGUGACCCACACAUCAACCCUUGAGCACUUGCUUGUUGAGAAUUUCCAAGAAAUAAUGUUCUGAUGGCCAGGGAAUAUUGGAACUCACCUGAGUUGGUGUCAAUGGAUUAAAUAUUUUCCAUGAGUCUGGCUUUCCCCUUCUGAUUGUGUGCAUCCAGAGAUGACCUUGGAAAAGGUUUUUCGUGUUACUUCUUUCUGCUGGUGCCAGAAUCAUUUGUCUCCCAGGAAUUAUCUGUCUGAAUUGCUUUCCUUGUGCUUGACACUGAAUAUGCUUCUUUUCACUCGGCCAAAAUGUGUUUGUUCCUCCUGUCUCAGUCAGUAGAUCCUCACUGGGAUCGGUGCUGUUUCCAUCUCUCUGGGAAUAUUGUUUGCUGAAGCCUUAUUAAAGAAGAAAAAAUAAAUUUAUAACUCCAGGAAGAAGCUUAAGAGUGUUUCAGUAAAUGUCUCUACAUGUGUUUGCAGAAUCUGCCAUGUAUUUAUCGUCCCAUCCAUGCUUACGGUGUUCUCUGGGAAAACUGAGAGCUCUUAGGUGUCAGGGACUGAAUAUUUUAUUCUUUAAUUCCUUGAGGGCUAUAUUUAAGUGAAACUAAAUCCUAUUGAGUGAGAAAUAAAUGUCAAUCUCGGAGUCAUGUCCUGCAGUUACCACUGCUCCUCCCUGCUCAUGCCUGCCAGAAAAAGCCUGACAUCUAACUUAGCAGAAUUAUUUGAAUUCCACUAUAUUGAAAUGUGCUUUAAAAUAUGUAAUAUUUUCUUUAAAUAUUCUUUAAAAAGAGAGAGAUUUAAAAAUACAGGGCCAAACCAGGUGUUAGGCUGGUCCAAUGUACAUUAAUAAUAAAGUGCUGAGACAGUCA